Messenger RNA from Dissoconium aciculare CBS 342.82, 609 nucleotides. RefSeq names its product ESCRT-II complex, vps25 subunit. Gene Ontology annotation, biological process: protein transport to vacuole involved in ubiquitin-dependent protein catabolic process via the multivesicular body sorting pathway. Gene Ontology annotation, cellular component: ESCRT II complex. Gene Ontology annotation, molecular function: protein homodimerization activity; structural molecule activity. The record is from RefSeq and is a predicted model, not a curated record. Lineage: Eukaryota; Fungi; Ascomycota; Dothideomycetes; Mycosphaerellales; Dissoconiaceae. The transcript has a single exon. Bases 1 to 609 code for a protein of 202 amino acids.
AUGAGCAGCGCAACACCGGAGCCUUCACUGGCAGGACUAUCCUUGGCCUCGGGAAACAACCCAGGCACUUUCACUUUCCCCCGAUAUGCCUCCUUCCGGCCGUUCUAUUCCAUCCAACGAAAUCUCGCUACCCGCGAAAAACAAUUCCAGCUAUGGGCUGAUCUGAUCACGGCCUAUUGCGCCCACCACCACAUCUUCCGUCUCGAUCUUUCCUCACUUCCACCAGAUCUGUUUCAUAACCCGUCCAUCGAUCGGAAACUAUUACCAGGCGAUAUCCGUAUCGUCCUCGAUCACCUCAGCACACCCGCCGGCGGCUCCAAGAUCGAGUGGAUCUCCGCCACAACCCGCGGCGAAGUCAGCGCAAGCUGCUAUGUUUACUGGCGCACUCUUGAGGACUGGGCGAACGCAUUACACAGCUGGGUGGAUGCUACAGGACAGAAGGGUGCGGUUUUGACCAUCUAUGAACUGCGCGAGGGCGAGGCGGUCAUAGGGCAGGACUGGAAGGAUAUGGAUGAGGGCCUGUUGAGGAAAGUUCUCAAUGUCCUCGUCAAGCGAGGAAAGGCGCAGAUCUUUGGGCAGGAGGAGAAUGCGGGAGUCAAAUUCUUCUGA